Molecule: messenger RNA, 300 nt
Organism: Aspergillus affinis
Lineage: Eukaryota; Fungi; Ascomycota; Eurotiomycetes; Eurotiales; Aspergillaceae
Exons: 2
Coding region: 1-300 (99 amino acids)
Source: RefSeq, a predicted model, not a curated record
AUGCGGAGCCUUGACCCCGGGGCGAUGGUCGAGGGACGAGGACGAGAGUCGAAGGGUGACUCUGCAGGUGGAACGGUCUCCGAGAGGGUCGGGAUAUUCCAUAUCCGUUUCCUUGUCCCAAAGCGGAGGCUGGUCGAGCUAGUUGUUGUCCCAUUUUCGGUGUCGCAGCGGCAACGCAUGAUCGUUGCCGAAAUGUCGACAACGCUAUCUCCAGAGCAGAGUUUGACUGCCCCGAGCUGGCAAUUGGAGACUUUCGGGUACCUGAAAGUGUGCCAAACCUUGACUCGCAAAGUUUGGUAA